AUGUCGACAACCCACCCACCCCAGAUGCUGUUUUUCGAUACAUUCGGCACGGUAGUCGAGUGGCGCACAUGCGUCACCCAAGAGCUGAACACAGCCGCCCUGCAGGCUGUGAAAUCUCCCCGCAAGGGCCUCUCAGCCGACGUGCGGGACCGCGCAGCAGCCAUGACCUCGCACGACUGGCUAGCAUUUGCCGAACAAUGGCGGCAGUCUUACAGCAUUUUCACAGCGACAUUUGAUCCAUCAACUGAGUUCGUGUCGGUCGAUCAACAUCACUUUAAUGCUCUCCAAGACCUCCUUCAGAAACACAGCCUGGAUGGUCUGUUCACCGAUGAAGAGCGGUGGGAACUUGCUUUCAGCUGGCACCGACUUAGCCCAUGGCCGGAUAGUGUUCCUGGACUUGCACAGCUAAAUAAGAAGUUCCAGACUUCUACGCUGUCGAACGGUAAUGUCUCCUUGCUGCAGGAUCUACAGCGACAUGGCUCGUUGCCGUUCACGCAUUUGGUCAGUUCGGAGAAUUUUGGUGCUUAUAAGCCAUCGCCACUGGUUUAUAAUGGGGCUGCUAAGAAGUUCGGCUUGGAGUCUGGCCAGUGUGGGAUGGUUGCGGCCCACCUUGGUGAUCUGAAGGGGGCUAAGAGCUGUGGGCUUCAGACUAUCUAUGUUGAGCGUGAAUUCGAGGAGGCUUGGUCACCCGAGGAGAUUGCACAGGCCAAGGCUGAGGGGUGGGUUGAUAUGUGGAUUAACCUAAAGUCUGACGGCUUUCUGGAAGUUGCUAGGCGAUUUGGGAUCGAAUGA
Molecule: messenger RNA, 792 nt
Organism: Penicillium canescens
Lineage: Eukaryota; Fungi; Ascomycota; Eurotiomycetes; Eurotiales; Aspergillaceae
Product: haloacid dehalogenase, type II
Exons: 1
Coding region: 1-792 (263 amino acids)
Molecular function (GO): hydrolase activity, acting on halide bonds, in C-halide compounds
Source: RefSeq, a predicted model, not a curated record